This is a messenger RNA of Lichtheimia ornata, 2436 nucleotides long. RefSeq lists its product as uncharacterized. Bases 1 to 2436 code for a protein of 811 amino acids. NCBI's taxonomy places the organism in Eukaryota, Fungi, Mucoromycota, Mucoromycetes, Mucorales, Lichtheimiaceae. Gene Ontology annotation, cellular component: cell septum; cell periphery. Gene Ontology annotation, molecular function: chitin synthase activity. The record is from RefSeq and is a predicted model, not a curated record. The transcript is spliced from 8 exons.
AUGACCAUUCAUCAUCAACCAUCAUCAACACCAUCCCAUGCUACAAGCUCUUCGAGUAACUGGCAUCCGCCACCACCACCAGCACCGCCACAACAUGCCCCGCCACCUCCUCAGUCGUUGCAGCCACAAUUGAUACCACCGCAACAAUUACCACCAGGCCCGUCAUUCCAACCGCCAUUCCAACCACCUUACUACUACAUGCCGGAAUGGCCAGGUUUGGCGCCAGCAAGACAACCGAGACGCUAUCACACAGUACGACGAGUACCUUUAACCAAGGGUAACCUUGUUCUUGAUUGUCCCGUACCCGUACAAUACCUGCAAUCUACACCACGCAGAGCUGGCAGUGAAUUUGAACAAAUGCGUUACACCGCCGUAACGAGUGAUCCAGCAGACUUUGAAUCCUAUACGCUUCGACAAACUUCAUUCAAUCGUGCCACAGAGCUGUUUAUUUGCAUCACCAUGUAUAAUGAAGAUGAGGUGUUACUAGCAAGGACAUUACACGGUGUCAUGAAGAAUAUUUCACAUUUAUGCAGUCGUAAACGAUCACGCACAUGGGGAAGUGAAAGUUGGUCAAAGAUAGUUGUCUGCAUCAUUGCCGAUGGGCGAGAAAAGAUUCAUCCACGUGUCCUUGAUCUUUUAUCAGCGUUGGGCGUCUAUCAAGAUGGUGUGGCCAAGAAUUUUGUGAAUCGUAGGCAAGUCCAAGCUCAUUUAUACGAGUUUACAACGCAGCUAUCCUUGAACCCUGAUUUGAAAUUCAAAAAUGCCAUGGAUAGCAUUGUGCCAACACAAAUCUUGUUUUGUCUCAAGGAGAAAAACCAACGUAAGAUCAACUCCCAUCGCUGGUUCUUUCAAGCCUUUUGUGCCCAAUUGAAACCUACCGUGUGCAUGCUACUCGAUGUUGGCACACGCCCUGGACCAUCCUCUAUCUAUCGUCUAUGGAAAACAUUUGAUAUUAAUCGAGAUGUUGGAGGUGCUUGUGGUGAAGUGCGUGCCAUGACAGGUACAGCAGGAAUUGCCCUCUUGAAUCCAUUGGUGGCAGCUCAAAACUUUGAGUACAAGAUAUCCAAUGUCCUCGACAAACCACUUGAAUCGGUGCUUGGCUACAUUCAAGUCCUGCCUGGUGCAUUUUCAGCCUACCGAUACAAGGCUCUCUUGAAUGAUGUCAAUGGCCAUGGCCCCCUUGAAAAGUACUUUUUGGGUGAAGACCUUCAUGAUGGUGCAGCUGCUGCUGGUGUAUUUGAAGCCAACAUGUACCUUGCCGAGGAUCGAAUCCUUUGCUUUGAACUUGUAGCUAAAAAGGAUGCGAAGUGGGUCCUUCAUUAUGUUUCCAAUGCUUAUGGCGAAACAGAUGUCCCCAACGGUGUACCCGAAUUCAUCUCACAACGUCGAAGGUGGUUGAAUGGCUCCUUUUUUGCAGGCAUCUAUGCACUUUUUCAUUGGGGCAAGAUCAUUACGACAAAACACUCCCUGUUGCGUAAAAUGUUGCUUAUCAUUCAAGUAGUCUACUUGUUUCUAUCAUGGCUCUUUUCAUGGUUUGCAUUAGCCAAUUUCUUUUUGUCUUUCUAUAUCUUGACACGUGCCUUGUCGACAAUGACAAAUCCACCCUUUGAUCGAGAAACGGCAAACAAUGUCCAUGUCGGACUUACCUAUGUCUAUGUGGUGUUGCUCAUUGUUCUCUUUCUUUUUGCCAUGGGUAAUCGACCUCAAGGAUCCAAGGGUGCAUAUACAGUGAUCAUGGUAUUCUUUGCCCUGCUGAUGAUAUAUAUGAUUUUUGCAUCGGUGUGGUUAGCGUAUGAUGCCAUUGACCAUGCGGUGAGCACGAGUACACUCCUCACGGACGGAUCCUUUCGUGAUAUUUUGAUUGCCGUGGGUGCGACCUAUGCUAUUUAUUUGGCGGCCAGCUUGCUGUUUUUAGAUCCGUGGCAUAUGAUUACGAGUUGUGUACAAUAUGUGCUCAUGACACCAAGCUACAUUAACAUUCUCAAUACCUUUGCAUUCUGUAACACUCACGAUAUCAGUUGGGGUACCAAGGACAUCACUCUUGUGGCGACCGAUCUUGGUAUUGUUGAAUCGACACAGCAUGGACAAGCGGAUGUAGCGGUGCCUGAACAAAAAGAUGUCGGGCUGUUGUACGAGGAAGCAUGCAUCAAUCUCCAAGAACGUAAACGGGAUGAGAAACAUGAACCGGAUCCAAAAACCAAACAAGAGGAUUACUAUCGAGCGUUUCGAACACGUCUUGUUACAUCUUGGAUAUUGAGUAAUUUGAUCUUGGUAGCCCUUGUAACAACGGCACAGACCUUGCAGUGGUUGGGUGACUUUGAUCAACGUACAAAUGGCUACAUGGCCUUUGUUCUAUGGGCCGUUGCUGGUCUUGCUGUUUUUCGCUUCAUUGGCUCGGUUAUCUAUCGCAUCCUUUCUAUCUUUACUGGAUCAUGA